Molecule: messenger RNA, 528 nt
Organism: Soboliphyme baturini
Lineage: Eukaryota; Metazoa; Nematoda; Enoplea; Dioctophymatida; Soboliphymatidae
Source: the annotation of a GenBank genome assembly
AUGCAGCUGAAGUUGUACGGGUCUCCCAAGCAACCGAGGGUGUAUCGAUCAAUCGAUGCAUCGAUCGGUGUGACUGCCAUGAGGAAUCUGCUGGCCGAGCGACAGCGGCAAAAACGCGGUGGCAUGUGUUCCGGAAUGGUCAUUCGAAACGACCCACCCCGGGACGACUCCACGCGACCGCUGAUGCCGGGCGCGAUGCAGGCUGGAGGUGGCGGCGGAGGAAGUUUAGCCCGUCGUUUCCUCACCUGUUACGUGAAUCCUCUAAUCAUCGCCGACGAUGAAAGUGACUCACAGGAAACUCGCUGCCUGGAAAAAGAGGGCGCACCCAGCGGCGGCGACCCUGACAACAGUUUUGCUGCUAAUGCCCUGGACAGUGGUCAUGAGUUUAACAACAGCAAUGCAAUGAUGGUCGAUGGACACCGGGACAAAGUGAAGCUGUUCGUCAAGGAGUCGGAGAACGUACAACGGCAACGUUGGCCCAUUGCCAUUUCCACAGCGUCCAGCAUGCAUGAUUCAUUGCUUAAUUAG